Messenger RNA from Recurvomyces mirabilis, 597 nucleotides. RefSeq lists its product as uncharacterized. The transcript is spliced from 2 exons. The record is from RefSeq and is a predicted model, not a curated record. Lineage: Eukaryota; Fungi; Ascomycota; Dothideomycetes; Mycosphaerellales; Teratosphaeriaceae. Bases 1 to 597 code for a protein of 198 amino acids.
AUGAAGGACAUCGAGGCUACAAGUACCAGUGGCAAGACGAACGAGGAGCGUAAUGCGGAGAAGCGAAUUGUCAUCAAGAACCGCAGACAUCGCUACCUCGAGCUCCACCCGGAGUACUUCCACGGCUCCAAUCUCGAGCUGGCAGACCCACUGCUGUAUGAAAGGCUAGUCCGCCGCUUCCAAAGCUCAGCCGAGCGAGAGAAAGAAGGUAAGCAGCGAGGGUAUACGGGCAAUCUCGAAGCAGAUCUCGUGCGCAGCGAAGCCAAGCUAGCUGCACUUCGGAAUCCGGAUACGCAGAGGAGUGUUGUGUACCAGAGAGUGGAGGAUGGUAGUAUCACCAGUACCGAGGCAGAUCGGGAUGAGAGCGCUCAAAGCAGGGAGGAGGGUAGACGCAGAUGGGAAGAUAUUAUGGGGCAGCGGUUCUUGAAGAGCGAGGAUGAGGAGUUCGAGUACGCUGACGUGGAUGAGAAUGAGGAGUAUGAUGAUCGCGGGGAGAUAGACAGGAAGGCAUUGCAACGAUACUUGGACACUGAGGAGGAAGCAUUCGUGGGCGAAGGCGGCAAGCCAGAAGGUGAAACGGGUAUCCAGGACUUCUGA